This is a messenger RNA of Rosa rugosa (rugosa rose), 2022 nucleotides long. Its product is annotated as 2-succinylbenzoate--CoA ligase, chloroplastic/peroxisomal. The transcript is spliced from 11 exons. The record is from RefSeq and is a predicted model, not a curated record. Lineage: Eukaryota; Viridiplantae; Streptophyta; Magnoliopsida; Rosales; Rosaceae. Gene Ontology annotation, biological process: fatty acid metabolic process. The coding region runs from base 202 to 1863 and encodes 553 amino acids. Gene Ontology annotation, molecular function: medium-chain fatty acid-CoA ligase activity.
UAAGAUAACUUGUCUUGUUUUCUUUUGGUCGUAAUUAUAUCAUGAUAAUUGGCUAUCUGAAACAACGUACAUAUGAUUAGAUAACUGGAUAUCUCAUCUUCCAAUGAGUGGCAAUGACAUUUUUGCUCUCUACUAGCUCCAUAAUCACACACACAGAGCUUAGAGCUUCAAAAAAUCACAGUCGACUCCCCAUAUAUAGAAAUGGGUAAUUACUCAGAGGCACACAUUUGCCACUGCCUGAGCCUCCUAUCCACUCUCCGGCGCAACUCCGUGGUCACCGUCGCCGGAAACCGGCGAAAGACCGGCAAGGAGUUCGUGGACGGCGUCAUGGGUCUGGCCCAGGGCCUGCUCCAACUGGGACUCCAGUCCGGUGACGUCGUCUCCAUUGCUGCCUUCAACAGUGAGUUGUAUUUGGAGUGGUUACUUGCAAUUGCAUAUGUUGGUGCUAUAGCCGCUCCUCUUAAUUACAGAUGGAGUUAUGAAGAGGCGGUUUUGGCAAUGGAGGUGGUGAGGCCUGCAAUGCUGGUUUCUGAUGAUAGCUGUGUAUCAUGGUAUUCUAAGCUUCAACAGAAUGAUAUUCCUUCUCUAAGGUGGCAUGUUUUGCUGGAUCCUUCCUCGGAUUUUGUAACGACUUCGAAUGUUAAUGUAUUAACUACUGAAACAAUUAGAAAGCAAUCUGGGAGGGAUGCAUCAUUGGAUUACUGUUGGGCACCUGAGGGUGCUGUUAUCAUUUGCUUCACUUCUGGAACCUCAGGAAGGCCAAAGGGGGUUGCCAUAAGCCAUUCAGCCUUUAUAGUACAGUCCCUAGCAAAAAUUGCGGUCGUUGGCUACGGUGAGGAAGAUGUGUAUUUGCAUACUGCUCCACUCUGCCAUAUUGGUGGUUUGUCAUCGGCACUAGCAAUGCUUACGGUUGGAGCAUGCCAUGUAUUUAUACCUAAAUUCGAUGCUAAAUCUGCCAUCGAAGCCAUAGGACAACACAAUGUGACUUCUCUAAUCACCGUCCCUGCCAUGAUGGCCGAUUUAGUUUCUACAUUCAGGGGAAAUGAUACAUCUAAAUGCAUAGAGACUGUCAAGAAGAUAUUAAAUGGAGGUGGAGGUUUGUCAAUUGAGCUCACCAAAGCUGCCUCCAAAUUGUUCCCAAAAGCUAAGCUUCUCUCAGCUUAUGGGAUGACGGAAACGUGCUCUUCACUGACCUUCAUGACCCUGUAUGACCCGAAAGUCGAUCAAAGAAAAUCGCACUCAGUAGAUCAAACAAGAGGUAUUUGUGUUGGCAAGCCUGCUCCUCAUGUAGAGUUGAAGAUCUGCACCGAUGGGUCUUCUGAUGUGGGGAGGAUAUUAACUAGAGGACCUCAUGUGAUGCUUAGAUACUGGAAUGGAAGUCUCGCAAAUGCAGCUGCAGGGUCCAGCAAUGGAGUUUGGCUUGACACAGGUGACAUUGGAUUCAUUGAUGACUAUGGUAACGUAUGGCUUAUAGGACGAGCAAAUGGUCGAAUCAAGAGUGGAGGGGAGAACAUUUACCCUGAAGAGGUAGAGAGAACCCUAUUACGACAUCCAGGAGUCACCGGCGUUGUUGUUGUGGGAAUUCCAGACGCUCGUCUCACGGAAAUGGUUGUUGCUUGUGUUCAAAUAAGAGAAAACUGGCAAUGGGUGAAUACCAAAGUGUUUGCAAAUCAAAUGCUUCACAUUUCCAGUGAGAUCCUUUUGCGAUACUGUAAAGAAAAGAAUUUGACUGGGUUUAAAAUACCAAAGAAGUUCAUUGUAUGGAAGAAGCCAUUUCCGCUCACAACGACUGGAAAAAUAAGAAGAGACCAAAUUCGGGGAGAUGCUAUGUUGCAUCUGCAAUAUUUGAUCAGUCAUUUAUGAUUCCCUUUUCUACCUUCUCAUUGUUAAAUGAAGAACGCAUAGAGCUAACAUGAUCACGGGGAAUAGAAGAAAGUGUCUUACUCCAGGAUAAUGCUGCAAUAUUGGUGAAUAAUGAUCAAGGGCAAUGUAUAUUUUUUCAACAAGAUUCAACAGAGUGUC